Messenger RNA from Anopheles maculipalpis, 3374 nucleotides. RefSeq names its product AF4/FMR2 family member lilli (gene Gyg). NCBI's taxonomy places the organism in Eukaryota, Metazoa, Arthropoda, Insecta, Diptera, Culicidae. The transcript is spliced from 7 exons. The coding region runs from base 1 to 3351 and encodes 1116 amino acids. The record is from RefSeq and is a predicted model, not a curated record. Gene Ontology annotation, molecular function: glycosyltransferase activity. Gene Ontology annotation, cellular component: cytoplasm.
AUGUUGCGAAUGAAUGGCUUGCUUGCUAAAAAAAAAUGUGUGCAUGUUUUGUGUGUCUUCACAGAGUACGCGUGGGUAACGUUGGCAACCAACGAUUCUUACUCCCUUGGAGCCCUUGUUGUCGCUCAUUCGUUAAAGCGAGUACAUACCGUACAUCAGCUGGCCGUACUCAUUACUCCCGGCGUAUCGGAAGCAAUGAAAACAAAAUUGCGCGCCGUUUUCAAUGUAGUAGAAGAAGUCAAUCUACUCGACUCGAAGGAUGAAGCAAAUCUUGCACUUCUCAAACGACCAGAACUCGGUGUCACUUUCACCAAACUGCACUGUUGGCGCCUGACGCAGUUCGAAAAGUGUGUCUUCCUCGAUGCUGACACGCUUGUUUUGCGCAACUGUGAUGAGCUGUUUGAUCGGGAGGAACUCUCCGCCGCACCGGACAUUGGUUGGCCAGAUUGUUUCAAUUCGGGCGUGUAUGUGUACAAACCAAACGUGGAAACGUUCUCCAGCUUGCUACAGUACGCGGUCACUCAUGGCAGCUUUGAUGGAGGUGAUCAAGGUCUGCUGAACGCUUACUUCUCCGAUUGGGCCCAUAAGGACAUCCAGAAGCACUUGCCCUUCAUCUACAACACGUCGUCGGUGGCGACGUACUCUUACUUGCCUGCAUUUAAACAAUUCGGACAAAAUACCAAAAUUCUCCAUUUCAUCGGCGUUGUUAAGCCGUGGCUGCAGAAGUUUAACUCCGAAACACGAAAGGUGUACGUGCCGUCCGAGUACCAGCAUCUGGCCAACUUUCUACAGUACUGGUGGGACAUCUUUGCGGAAGAUGUGCACUCAAGGCUGAGUCCAGACAUGCUACAAGCUUUAAUUCACUGGAUACAACCUUUAGCGAAGGUUGGUGCUAAUGACUUCCGUUCGACAAACGUGGGUACGAUCUAUAUCCCCGACACUGCUAAUCAAACGCUAGGUUGGCAAUAUUAUCAAGACAAUGGCCAACAACAGGCAAGAGAAGAGUUUGUCCCUUCGUACGAACCAACGCAAGUUUAUGUUGAUCCCUGGGAGGAUUACCUGCAGAGACAGGAGCGUGAGAAAAUGAUGCGCAAACAUGAGGAGGAACGAUUGUACUUCCUUUAUUUGGAUGAGCUUCGCGCCCAAGAACAUAGAAGCCGGACACAGUAUGAAUCGCUGCAUGAACAACAACCACAACAAUCAUAUCAUGUUCCGCCCCAUCAUCCGGAUCCGCACCAUCAGGGUCAGGAUCAGGAUCAGCAUCAUGAUAAAAAUGCUUUUCAGCGUACAGAACAGUGGGUCGAUCGGAUGGUCCAACAGCAUCAAGAAAACGUGGGUCACUGGGAAACUCCAGGGCCAGGGGAUCAACGCCGAGAGGAAGUAAACAACAACAACUUCCACAGUGCUACUGUGGAUAGUAGUAGUGGUGGUUAUCAAAUGACCCACGGUUUAAACAUUAGCAUCACCCCCGGUGAUAGUAAUAGUUGUGCCAAUGUCAGCAAUCAUAAGCCCAACAUUGCAUUAGACCACCACAACGUGUCGUCGUCACCUUCUCCCUUGACUUCCUUCUCCCAACAAGCGGCAGAGCAACCGAAAGCAACCGAACCGAGUGCAGGAAAUUACGGCGCUGAUGGUUCUGGUGAUGGUGGUGGUGGUAAUAAUGGGGAAGCGAGUGGUCUUGCAGGCGCAUUGGCUCAGGUGCAUCUUGGCGAAGCGAAAUCACAAGAACAAGAAGCUUACGAAGAGCAUAUGCGACGCCAAUGUUGGGAAACGGGCAAUAUCGAUUACAUGGGCCGGGAUUCAUUCGACAACAUUUGGAAACGCAUCCAGCAAACGCUCAACGCUGGUACGGCCGGAUCGGCGGCACCGAAUACGGAGGAAAAAUUGGAAUCAUCUGUCGGUGCAGCUGCUGCUGCUCAGCAAAUGGCAGCGUCACAGCGCCCCGACCGUCGCCGACCGUCCCGAUCACGGUCGGGUACACCGAAACGGGAUCCGAAGGAUCGGUCGCCGACACCACAACCGGAAGAGAAGCUGUCUGUUGAUAAAAAGGAAGUGCACAUCCUUCCACCGCCGGUCAUUGCGGAGGAGGACGAUCUUGUCAUACUCCGCUUAUCCUCGAUCGACAGUAGUAGCAUAAGUAGUGGCGGUGUGAUGCGAACCCGCUCAAAGAUGCCACCACCAAUACAGUACGAUCCGACUACCAAUACGACAACAUUGACCAAGAAAGUCUUUGCAGGUUAUCAACAGUUUAUAACGACCAAGAAUCCAGAAGGUAAAACCCACACGCACAUGAAACUCGUGUACGAUCCGUCCGUCGAGGACGAUCUGACGCCGGUCGGAGAAGAAGCUGCUCAACCUCAAGCAGUUAAAGGGACCGAUCAACCUGACACGAUCGUACUGCCAGUUCACGACAGUGGCGCGAAGACGCUUGAGAAGGCAAGAGUGGUUGCAGAAGAACGUACCGCACUAGAAGUACGCACAGAAAUUCCUACGAGACCGGUGGAAAAACCGACGACACAAAGUUAUGUGUCGGAAUCCAGCAGCAGCAGCAGUGCUAGUGCUUAUCAGCCACCGAUUGCAAACACCGCUACUACUCAAACUACGAAGCCUGCAGUAGUGGUUCCAUCUGCUACUGCUACUGCUACUACUACUGCUAGUACAGUACAACAGCCUUCCCAGCAACAACAACAGCAGCAACAGUUGGCACCGGAAUCCCUUGCAGGUAAAACGAAUUCACUUUUGGAAUCAAAGCAACCGGUCAAAGCAUUGCGCAAAAAACGACACAUAUCGCCACAGUCUGCUCGACCACAGCCUACUACAAAUCAAGCAGCGUCGACGAACGAUCAAGCGCCGGGGAAAACGGUAUCAUCUCCAUCAUCAUCAUCACCCUUAACGACGCCGUCUAGCGGUGCGCGCCAUGACAACCAAAAUGCGUCUGCUAACCAAAACAAGACUUCCAAAGUAACAGCUAGUUCGGCAUCAGUUGUAGCAUUGCCAUCUCCGCCUACAGUAUCGUCCAACAAGACAGAGACGAGUCACAUCAAGAACAACAACACUGCAAAAACUACGCGCACUACUACUGCUUUGGAAGAGAAAAAAGCAGCACCUACCUUAACACAACAACAAUCACCAGAACAAAAACGUACACCUGUGAAACAAUCACCACAGCCCAACAACGCACAGAAACAGAAUGAACUAGAAGAUGAUGAGGGCGUUAAAGUUGCUUCUUCGCCUCCAGUGCCUCCACGUCGCAAGCGUGAAUCAAGAACAGCAAAAUUAGGGAAAACUAAAAAAUCGAAACUAGUACAAUUGUUGCUAUCUUGUAUUUCUUGCCCGAAGAAAAAACGAUGAUAGUUUGGCGAAACACACGCGCG